AUGGCUUUCUUCUCGAAACUCAAGAAGGCAACGGAAGCCGCUCAAGAACACAAGAAAAAAGUAGCUGCUCAAGAACAACCGAAAUCCAAGGUUCCAUAUAAGCAUGUUCCUGUUCACGCUGGUGCAGAUGCCUUGUCUGCCACUCCCACGGCCAUGCGCUCCGAGGAAUUGAGGACCAGAAUUGCGGCUGCUCGAAGGAGCAGGUCUAUGCCCUCUAUCAGUGCAUCCGCGAGAUCCGGCGCCGCGUUGUGCCAGUCUGUAAACUCGCCAAACUCACGAUCACGUCCCAGCUCUAUCGCCUCCUCUCCCAGUCACAGUCGCUAUGGAAGCCUCAGCAGGAGAACGAACAGUGAGCUCUCGAUCUCUACGAUGAUGCAGUCGCGCCAGGAGACGCCUUCGCGUGGACGCCAGCCUGUGCGUCGCGACUAUUUCAGCUACGCAUCGGGUGUACCUGCUGUACCCCAGCUUCCUGCACAGCAUCGACCAAAGGCCCAGAAGACCAUCAACAGUCGUUCUUCUGUUACUAAGAGGAGAAGCCCCCUAUCAGUCAUGUCCAUCACUGAAGACGAUGAAGCUGGUAAGCCCUCUUCUAGCGGCUCUCAAGCUUCGGAUGCUUCCGUGGCCUCGUCGCAGAGCUCAGCGACAGAAAUUUCAAGGCCCAACAGCAGCCAUGAUCACACCAAGCAUAUCAAGAAGGAUCAGGACUACAGCAGACCAUUGUCCACCAUCACCUCGGCGCCUGCAAUACCAGAUGUCGCGCCGCAGACGCAGCACAAGAAGCACCAAUCCGUCAUCGAAGUAGCAUCCCAGCCUCAGCUCACGAAGAAGUCCAUGAGGCAGAGGCUCUCUCUCUUCUCCCGCAAGAGCAUGGUUGUUGCUGCACACUGA
Molecule: messenger RNA, 888 nt
Organism: Macroventuria anomochaeta
Lineage: Eukaryota; Fungi; Ascomycota; Dothideomycetes; Pleosporales; Didymellaceae
Exons: 3
Coding region: 1-888 (295 amino acids)
Source: RefSeq, a predicted model, not a curated record